AUGGAGGCCGCGCGCGUGCGCGCCUGCCGGAGCCGCUGGCGCCUCGGCGCGUACCGCGGCGCGAUCGAGGCCAGGGCCUUCACGCUGCCGAAUCCCGGCGGCGGCCGCGAGCUCCUGGACGACGCGGCGUUCACGCUCGUCCGCGGGCGCCGCUACGCGUUGAUCGGCCGCAACGGCAAGGGCAAGUCGACGCUGCUGCUCGCGCUCGCGGCGCGGCGCGUCGGCGACGUGCCCGAGGCGUGCUCCGUGCACUACGUGUCGCAGGCUGUCGCCGAGGACGAGGAGCGCACGCCGGGGUCCAUCGUGCUCGACGCGGACGUCGAGCGGCGCGUGCUCCUCGCGGACCGGGAGGCGCUGGACGCGAAGCUGUCGACGAAGCUGUCCGCGAAGGAGGCCGCGGACUGCGGCGAGAAGCUCCGGCAGACGCUCGAGCGCCUCGAGUCCGUCGACGCCGACUCGGCGCCGCGGCGCGCCGAGGAGCUGCUGAAGCACCUGGGCUUCAGCGACGGCCUCCGCGGGAAGAAGAUGCGGGAGCUGAGCGGCGGCUGGCGCGUGCGGACGAACCUCGCGGCCGCGCUCUUCGCGCGGCCGGACCUGCUCCUGCUCGACGAGCCGACGAACCACCUGUCCAUCGCCGCCGUGCUCUGGCUCGCGCGCGAGCUCGCGACGUCGGAGACGUGGAAGGAGCGCAUCGUCGUCACGGUGUCGCACGACCGCAAGUUCCUCGAGGACGUCUGCGGCGACGUGCUGCACAUCUCCGGCCACGCGAAGCGGCUCACGCAGACCCACGGGUCCUACGCGACGUGGCAGGCGCGCCGCGCGGAGCAGCUCCUGAACUGGAGGCGCGUCUCCGAGAAGCGGCAGGCCGAGGUCGACACGCUCAAGGAGUACGCGGGCCACGGCUUCCGCUACGGCGGGUCCCAGUCGCAGAUCAAGAAGAUGCAGAUGAAGGCGAAGCAGGCCUCGAAGCUCGAGGAGGAGCAGAGCGCCAUGGACGACGAGUUCGCGGCGCUCAACGAGGACCAGGAGCUGCCGCUCGAGCUGCAGCACGGCGGCGAGCUGCCGGGCAACCUCGUCGCGUUGAAGGACGUGGGCUUCGCCUACCCGGGCGGCGACUUCCUCUUCCGCAACGCGGAGAUGGGCAUCGACACGAAGUCGCGCGUCGUCUUCCUCGGCGAGAACGGCAACGGGAAGACGACGCUGGUGAAGAUCAUCAUGGGCGACCUCGAGCCGACGGAGGGCGAGUGCCUCCGGUCGCCCCACGCGCGCGUCGCCCUCGUGAACCAGCACCACGCGGACCAGAUCGACCUCAAGCAGACGCCGCUCCAGUUCAUGAUGGCCAAGUUCCCGGGCCCGGGCACGAACGACCACGCGCUGAAGCUGCGGAGCCACCUGGCCAAGUGCGGCGUCACGGGCCACGACCCGGACCUCCAGAACGUGCCGGCCGCGGCGCUGUCCGGCGGCCAGCGGUCGCGCGUCGCGCUCGCGGCCGUGUCCUACGUCGCGCCGCACGUGCUCAUCAUGGACGAGCCGACGAACAACCUGGACCUCGAGUCCGUCGCGGCGCUCGCGGACUGCGUCAAGCGCUUCGAGGGCGCCGUCGUCGUCGUCAGCCACGACCAGUACUUCGUCAACGAGAUCGCGGACGAGGCCUGGGUCGUCAACAAGGGCGCGGUCCGCAAGGCCAAGUCCUUCGCGGACUACGUCCGCAAGCAGGUCAAGAAGCUCGAGGACAUGUAA
Aureococcus anophagefferens is the source of this 1740-nucleotide messenger RNA. RefSeq lists its product as hypothetical. The record is from RefSeq and is a predicted model, not a curated record. The transcript has 2 exons. Gene Ontology annotation, molecular function: ATP binding; ATP hydrolysis activity. Bases 1 to 1740 code for a protein of 579 amino acids. Lineage: Eukaryota; Pelagophyceae; Pelagomonadales; Pelagomonadaceae.